Protopolystoma xenopodis is the source of this 798-nucleotide messenger RNA. The record is from the annotation of a GenBank genome assembly. NCBI's taxonomy places the organism in Eukaryota, Metazoa, Platyhelminthes, Monogenea, Polystomatidea, Polystomatidae.
AUGGAAACAAAAAAGACAUGCUCCUUCGGAGAUGCUGCGGCGUGUGGGCUUUCUUGUUGCUUUCGAGGGUACGUGAAAGUGAGAAGUCCGGAUGUGGAAAGGUCGGUGAUCUCAGCGACAUACGCUUCUGCCAUGAUCACGCUCUCCCCACAAUCCGCCAAUCCUCACCCGCAACGUUCACUCCAUUCACACCCGCGUACAAACAAACAAACACACACACACACAACCACACAACAAUGCAUCCCUUUGCCCGCCCUGCGCUUGGCCAAGCCCUGCUCGUCAACACGAACGGGCCGAUUUUAUGCUUCCAGCCGGACAGUGCCGAUUUGGUGCAUAAAAAUCCCACGACUAAGGCAUACAGACAGUCUGUAUGGUGUGCAUACCACCACACAGACUGACGGACGUAUUUUCCACGAUCUCAGCGUGUCAACUGGGCCAGAAGAAAACUCUGCUGGCCGGAACUUUACGGAGCCUGGAAGCGCCAGGCUGCAGGAAUGUUCUAGAUCUUUGUCUGGUUGCGCCGAGCUUGACAGGGAUCAGAUGAAGAGUUUGAUAUGCUUCAUCACUCGCCCGACCAAAUGGCUCGCAGAAGAUCCCAGACCCGGUAUCCAAGCAAAAUGUACCAAAGGCGCGAGACGGCCAACAAGCCUUUCGUGGGGACAGGAAAGAGGUGUCUACCGUCCAGACAGAAAGUGGAGCAUGGGAGGGUGGGAUGGCCAAGACGGGCGGUUGACUUGUUGCCAGGCCGACCGACGAGGCAGCAACUCGCUUAGGCGACAGCGUCCCGUGGGCCGGUGA